Salvia hispanica is the source of this 1554-nucleotide messenger RNA. Its product is annotated as putative F-box/LRR-repeat protein 9. The record is from RefSeq and is a predicted model, not a curated record. Gene Ontology annotation, molecular function: protein binding. Lineage: Eukaryota; Viridiplantae; Streptophyta; Magnoliopsida; Lamiales; Lamiaceae.
GUGCAACAAUUCCCAUUUCCAUCAAAUCCCUUCGCUCUGUUCAAUAAAUAUUGAUUUCUUCUCCCCUAGGGUUCACAUCGGAGGCGCUGAGCAAUUUAAUUCUUCACCACCGGCGCCGAAUUCAGCGAUUCCGGUAUUUGCAUUCCUAAUUUUGAGCCCUAAUUUUACUUUUACUGCGAAAUCGAGUAAGUUUUUCCAUUAUUUCUACCGAUAAUUUGAAAAUCCAGCUGAGCGGUUAUUUGCAGUGUAGUCCUAUUUUAGCUUUUACUGCAAAACCGAGCAAGUUUUUCCAUCAUUUCAAUCAUUUCCAUCGAUAAUUUGAAGGUCCAAGUAUGAAUACUAGACGGAAAAUUCGGGCGGCGGCGGAAUUUUGCGGUUCAGGUCGAAAUAUGAAUACUGGAUCCGAAAUUCCGGCGGUUGCUUCAUCCUCGCCGCCGUGGAUCGAGUUACCUCUAGAUGUGACCGCCAAUAUACUCCAGAGGCUCGGGGCGGAGGAGAUGCUGUGCAGCGCGCAGCAAGUGUGUGCUACCUGGUGGAAUGUUUGCAAGGAUCCUUCCUUGUGGCGAGUCAUCGAUUUCUCCAGCACUAAGCAGAUCGAUUGUGCCGCCAAGUACACCGCCAUGUGCCGCCGUGCUGUUGACCGCAGCCGAGGGCAGCUGACCGACUUCACCAUUCAAUACUUUGGUGACGACAAACUCAUGGAAUACAUCGCUGAUCGAUCACCAAAUCUCAAACGCCUUAAACUCGGAACUUGCUUUUUCAUAUCAGGACCAUGUGCAGCUAGAAUGGUUGCAAAGCUUGGACAGUUGGAAGAGUUGCACCUUACGAUUAGACCAAGGUUUGGUGCGAUUGAACCAGGGGUUAUGUCUGCCGACAUUCGGGAUAUUGGCAAUGCAUGCCCGACGUUGAAAUCAUUCUCACUGAACGGAUUUAAGUACCUUCUGAUAGAGGAUACUGACGAAUACGAAGAUGAUGAUCGUCCUUUUAUUGAAUCAAUUCAUCGGAAUCUGUAUGCUCUCGCAAUCAGCAAAAGCAUGCCCAACUUGCAGCAUCUUCAAGUUUAUGGACACUGGAUGGGAAAUAGAGGACUUGAAGUCAUCCUUAAAGGCUGUCCACGCCUCGAGUCACUUGACAUCCGGCGAUGUUUUGAUCUCGAUCUUGAAGGGGAUUUGGGGAAAAGAUGCCGUCAACAAAUUAAACAUCUUAAACUCCCUCAAGACUCGACUAGUGAUGUCCCAUGGCCGAGUUGCCUAGGCGGCGAUCCAUUUACCUCUCCUCCAUUCUCCACCUAUAAUCCUGACGCAUACUGGUAUUAUGAAGAUUUGGAUGAUUAUAUUCGACGUCACGGCUACAGCGACGUAGUCUCUGGCUUAGUCUAGGCGUGGUAGAUGGUUUAUCAUUUUGGUUUAGCUACUUUUGUACUAACACAUCUUUAUGUCUAUUAUUAGUGCUUCAUGUCUUUAUUUAGUCGACUCUUUGCAGAGAUUAAUGUGAAUUGAUAACGUAGAAAAAUGUAGAAAAUAUUAGUAUUAAUGAAGAAUGCGAUUUACUUUC